Punctularia strigosozonata HHB-11173 SS5 is the source of this 717-nucleotide messenger RNA. RefSeq lists its product as uncharacterized. The record is from RefSeq and is a predicted model, not a curated record. The coding region runs from base 1 to 717 and encodes 238 amino acids. The transcript is spliced from 2 exons. NCBI's taxonomy places the organism in Eukaryota, Fungi, Basidiomycota, Agaricomycetes, Corticiales, Punctulariaceae.
AUGGUCUUCAGAAUACAGUACCGACGUCCGAAUCAUCAUUCCCCGCCUACUGCCAGCGAGAUCCGGCAGGUAGCUCGCGUCACUGUGGAUAUCUUCGCUUCGCAUAACAUCCCAUGCUGCCUCUUCGGCGGCGCCGCGUGUGCGUUGUAUGGUACCACGAGAACUCCAGGGGACGUCGAUCUCGUAGUUUUCACCAAAUCGCACACGCAAGAAGAGCUUAAGCGACUCUUGGAGAGCAAGAACUCGAGCUUCUACACCGUCGCAGCCAAGACGCCCGGGGCGACCUAUCGCGUGCUGUGGUACCGCAUCCCCGGCACGACGACCUUCGGCGGUCUCCCCAAACUCUGCAAAGUCGAUAUCCUCGUUCCGCCCACCCUCAACAUCCCUUGGGUCCCGCCGGAGCGUAUCGAGCGCAUCGACGGGAUCCCGGUGAUGCCCAUCCUCCCUUUACUGCUAUUGAAGUUGCAGGGAUGGGAGGAUCACACCGAAGCCCACCAGACUCACCUCCGAUUGAAGCAGACGGACGAUGUGAGGGAUAUCAAAGAACUCAGGCGCAUUGCCGCACGGAGGGGCAUAGAUUUGCAGACUACGAAGCCUGAGAGUUGGAUGUCCUCGGCGCUCUUGGACCAAGCACGUGUCAGGCUUGGGAAGGUUGAAGCAGCGGAGACCGCCCUGGAUAGUUUGAGCAGCAUCUUCAACAAUUCACUGACAUUCUGA